UAUGAGUGUUGAUUUCUUCUCUUAUUGUGCGAACUCAGAGUAUAUAUCGGAUAUUUCGUAUAUUUUUAAGUUACAAAGAUUGACUUGUCCCUUGUUAUCGUUUUAGUCGAUAUGUAACGCUCGUUAAAUCAAUACUUCCUGCGGACGGCGUUUUGUAAAUAAGUAUUUUGUUUUUUUCCGUUUUUUAUGUAAUAUCAACUUUGCUCCAGCUGUUUGAGUUUGACUGCAAGUCUUUGGUUGUUUUGAAAAUUUAUUUUUUAAUGCAAAUACGUGAAAGGAAAGGAAGGAAUUCGUUAAUAUUUUAUUGCAGUUUAUCUUAUUUACUUAUAUUCGAAUUUAAUAAUUUAUGUAGAGUGCACAAUGUCAAAUUAUCCGUAUGAAUACAUAAGAUGUCCAGAUAUGGAGCAAAUAACAGAAUCACCUCAAACACAGCCGCAGUCCUUGCAUGGCUUCGUCCCUCUCCUGGGUCUUACCGAAGCGGUCGGGGCGCUUCUUGUAAUUCUAAUGAUUGUGUGGACAACUUAUUUCGAAGACGGCUUCUCCUGGAGGUCUCAUCCAAAGCUUGAAUUUAAUUGGCAUCCUUUGUUAAUGACUAUAGGUUUUGUCUUUCUGUACGCCAAUGCAAUGCUCAUCUAUAGAACACAACGGAAUCUUCGCAAGAGACGACUAAAGCUGCUUCACGCGGGAAACAUGUUUCUCAUCGUAGUGUUCGUGGUGAUCGCUCUGGUGGCUGUUUUCGACAGCCAUAAUCUGGCUUCUUCUCCUACACCGAAUAUGUAUUCGCUGCACAGCUGGGUAGGACUAACGACCGUAAUAUUAUUCUGCUGUCAGUGGGUUGCCGGAUGUGUCGCCUUCCUCUUUCCCGGAUUACAGCCCUUGCUACGAGCUUCUUACAUGCCAAUUCACGUGUAUUUUGGCAUUGCAGGCUUUAUCGGUGCAAUCGCAUCGUGUUUAUUGGGACUCAAUGAAAAGGCAAUUUUCAGUUUGAAAGAUGAAUACUCAAAGUUCGAUAAGGAAGGAGUGCUGAUAAAUGUUAUAGGGAUGCUAUUCGUAUUAUUCGGAGGUUUAUCGGUAUAUUUGAUAACGCAAGCACGUUACAGACGUUUAUCAAUGCCCGAAGAUGAGAUUUUAUUAUCCGGAACUGGGUAAUGCGUUUGAGAUUACAGUUUGGAUUGCACAUUGAAGAUCAAAACUUCACGCUUACCGAAUAUGACCUUGACUAUCGCUUCUCAGUAUAAAUGUCUCCUGAAACCUUAAAGUCUCAUAUCCAAUGAAAAGUAUUUACGAGUUUUGAGUAUUGCACAUUUCAGGAAUACUUUUACAAAUAAGGCUGACUAAUGGCACAGUCGAGUGAUAUCACUACAAGAUGAACAGGGAAAUAAUAAUUUUAUUGAAUAAUUCCAGGAGCGUGUGUAUGUGUGUGUAUGUGUGUGUAAACACUCUCCUAAAUACUCUUAAAACAUUCCUAUGUAUUACAUAGUCUGAAUAUUUUCUUCGGCAGAUAAAAUGUAUAAUUUAUGUUUACAUCAAGAAGUUAUAUUUUUCCAAGUUUUUG
Messenger RNA from Dinoponera quadriceps, 1555 nucleotides. Its product is annotated as cytochrome b reductase 1. The transcript has 5 exons. The record is from RefSeq and is a predicted model, not a curated record. Gene Ontology annotation, molecular function: oxidoreductase activity. Bases 361 to 1149 code for a protein of 262 amino acids. NCBI's taxonomy places the organism in Eukaryota, Metazoa, Arthropoda, Insecta, Hymenoptera, Formicidae.